GCGGGACCUGCGGUUCGGAAUCCGCGCGCCCCACUCGCCGCCGCAGUUCCCUCCACUCGGGUGGCCCCGCGGCCCUGCGGGGAGUACCGGGGCGGCGGGCCGCUGAGACAGGGCGCGGGGCCAGCCCCGCCAGAGACGCCCUCGGCGGGGCCCGGACGGUCGCGGCAGCGGUGGGGACAUGGAGCCCUCUCCGGCGGCGGGGGGCUCGGAGACCACUCGCCUGGUGAGCUCGCGGGAGCGUGGCGGCGCGGGCGGCGGCCUACGCCUGAAGAGUCUCUUCACAGAGCCCUCUGAGUCCCUCCCUGAGGAGUCCAAGUCUGAGGAGAUGGCCUUCCACCACUGCCACAGGGACCUGGGGCCACCACCGGGCCUUACCUCAGAGAGGCUGCAGGCGCGGAGGCAGCUGUAUGCUGCCUGUGCUGUGUGCUUUGUCUUCAUGGCUGGCGAGGUGGUUGGUGGCUAUUUGGCACACAGCCUGGCCAUCAUGACCGAUGCGGCCCACCUGCUGGCAGACGUGGGCAGCAUGAUGGGCAGUCUCUUCUCCCUCUGGCUCUCCACCCGUCCAGCCACCCGCACCAUGACCUUUGGCUGGCACCGCUCGGAGACUCUGGGCGCCCUGGCCUCCGUGGUGUCCCUCUGGAUAGUCACUGGCAUCCUCCUGUACCUGGCUUUCGUCCGCCUGCUGCACAGCGAUUACCACAUCGAGGGGGGCGCCAUGCUGCUGACAGCCAGCAUCGCGGUUUGUGCCAAUCUACUAAUGGCCUUCGUGUUGCACCAGGCUGGCCCCCCGCACAGCCAUGGGUCCCGUGGGCCGGAGUAUGCACCCCUGGAGGAAGAGCAGGGGCAGCCACUCCCCUUGGGGAACACCAGUGUGCGAGCAGCUUUCGUGCAUGUGCUGGGAGAUCUGCUGCAGAGUCUGGGGGUACUGGCUGCCUCCAUCCUCAUCUACUUCAAGCCUCAGUACAAGGUAGCUGACCCCAUCAGCACCUUUCUCUUCUCCAUCUGUGCUCUCGGCUCCACGGCACCCACCCUCCGAGAUGUUCUCCGCAUCCUCAUGGAAGGUACUCCCCGUAGCAUAGGGUUUGAACCUGUGCGGGAUACGCUGCUGUCCGUGCCAGGAGUCCGGGCCACCCAUGAACUGCACCUGUGGGCCCUGACGCUCACUCACCAUGUUGCCUCAGCACACCUGGCCAUCGACUCAGCCGCUGACCCCGAAGCCGUCCUGGCUGAAGCUUCGUCCAGGCUGCACUCCCGGUUUGGCUUCUCCAGCUGCACCCUGCAGGUGGAGCAGUACCGGCCCGAGAUGGCCCACUGCCUGCGGUGCCGGGAGCCCCCCCAAGCCUGA
This is a messenger RNA of Ochotona curzoniae (black-lipped pika), 1345 nucleotides long. It is a transcript of the gene SLC30A3, whose product is annotated as solute carrier family 30 member 3. Gene Ontology annotation, biological process: zinc ion transmembrane transport; response to zinc ion. Gene Ontology annotation, cellular component: plasma membrane. Lineage: Eukaryota; Metazoa; Chordata; Mammalia; Lagomorpha; Ochotonidae. The record is from RefSeq and is a predicted model, not a curated record. The transcript has 8 exons. Gene Ontology annotation, molecular function: zinc ion transmembrane transporter activity. The coding region runs from base 179 to 1345 and encodes 388 amino acids.